AUGCCUAAAACUCCAAUCCACGUCGAAGAGGAGAAGGCAUUGAGGGGCAAGUUGAUGAAAGUCCUGGAAGGUGAGAGUUGGCUGCAGGAGAAAUGGAUUCCCAAACUCGUUACAAUCGCUGGACAAGACAAGGUGCCUCUUGAUAUAUGGACGCAUGUGUCUCGUACACAAAAAGAUCUGAUGCAGGACCUUCUAGAGGGUUGUCAGACGACUUUUGAGUUGUCAGGGGUGUUGCGCUGUACCCCGGAGCUUUUGGGGGCGUUUACCCGCGACGAUAAAACUAGGGAUGCAGCGUGGGACGAACUGAAAUCCAUCGAGGGUUUGUGGUAG
This is a messenger RNA of Pochonia chlamydosporia 170, 330 nucleotides long. RefSeq lists its product as hypothetical. Lineage: Eukaryota; Fungi; Ascomycota; Sordariomycetes; Hypocreales; Clavicipitaceae. The transcript is spliced from 2 exons. The record is from RefSeq and is a predicted model, not a curated record. Bases 1 to 330 code for a protein of 109 amino acids.